Messenger RNA from Mesocricetus auratus (golden hamster), 1077 nucleotides. RefSeq names its product SLAM family member 9 (gene Slamf9). Bases 75 to 932 code for a protein of 285 amino acids. Gene Ontology annotation, cellular component: external side of plasma membrane. The record is from RefSeq and is a predicted model, not a curated record. NCBI's taxonomy places the organism in Eukaryota, Metazoa, Chordata, Mammalia, Rodentia, Cricetidae. The transcript has 4 exons. Gene Ontology annotation, biological process: T cell activation.
CUAUAGGAACCGGCUUGUGUGUCCACAGCCUUGGGAACUGACCAAGUCACUCUUUCCAAGCAAGAGCUGCUGAUAUGGGGGCCCUUCUCUGGUCACUCCUUCUGCUCCUUCAGGAAGCUAAAGGGUUUUCUGGAGAUGAUGAAGACCCUGAGGAAGUGGUUGCAGCUCUUCAAGAAUCUAUCAGCCUCUCUCUGGAAAUACCAUCCGAUGAAGAGGUUAAGGACAUCAUCUGGUUCUUUCAAAAAAACCUAGUCACAGUGGUGCCAAGGAAAGAGGGAAAAUCAACUGUCAUGCUUACGAUGGAUCCUCGAUACCGGGGUCGAGUGGGCAUCUCAGAGUCCAGCUACUCUCUGUCUAUCAGCAAUCUGACCUGGGAGGACUCGGGACUUUACCAAGCCAAAGUCAGCUUGAAUACAUCCCAGCUCUUUAUUACGAAGUCUUACGAUCUCCGUGUCUACCGGAGGCUGUCAAAGCCCCACAUCACUGUGAGCCUUAAGAUCUCCGAGGAAGGUGCCUGUAACAUAUCUCUGAUGUGCUCCAUAGAGAGAGCAGGCAUGGAUGUGACCUACACCUGGCUUUCAUCACAGGACAGCACUAACGUGUCUCAUGAAGACUCUGUCAUCAGUACAUCCUGGAGGCCUGGUGACAGAGCCCUUUCCUAUACUUGUAGGGCCAGCAACCCCGUCAGCAACAGCAGUUCCCGUCUCAUUUCUGUUGGGUCCUUCUGUGCAGAUCUUGGCUCUCCUGAGAAGCCUUCAAUGUCCUGCCUCCUGGCUAAGGGCUUGAUCCUUCUUUUCCUCUUGGUAAUUCUAGCUGUGGUCCUCUGUGUCUUCCAAACCCGGAAAAACCGUGAGCUGUCAAGGGUGAGGAAACUCAAGAGAAACCGAAUCCAACUGAGGAAGAAGGGGAGCCCUGGCCCUAGUCCAGUCUGAUCGCCCCUUGGGAACCUCUGUCAUGAGCUUUGUUUCCUCUUAGCCUCCAGGGAAAUCAUCUAGGGGACAGGUGGGAGGGAGGGUCAGGGUUGGACACCCGAGAGACACCAUAUGGCAAUAAAGUCAAGUCCUCACCUCUCUGGAA